Molecule: messenger RNA, 1392 nt
Organism: Peronospora matthiolae
Lineage: Eukaryota; Oomycota; Peronosporomycetes; Peronosporales; Peronosporaceae
Source: the annotation of a GenBank genome assembly
AUGAACCAAGCGUCUAACGGGAAGGCGGAGCGAGCCUCACGCGCUCAAACCCAAAAGCGUGUGUCGCCGUUCGAAUUGCUGACGGGCACCGCGCCUGACUUGUGGCAGAUCGUCUUCUACGGGUCACAAUGCUACGUCUACCGCGACCCACGCAAGAACUCGCUGGCGCAGCGAUCGCACAUCGGGACGAUCAUCGGGAUCAGCAACGAGACCAAAGGGUACAAGGCCUGGUUGAGGAACGAAGGCAAGGUUAUCGUCACCCAGCACGUCAAACGAAUCAAAACGAUGACUGAGACUCAGAACGCGCAGCUGCAAUGCGCAAUUGACAGCGACGACCGAGCCGAAGCUGCGGAGGAGACAGCGCAAGAGAUAGAUGAACACGGCACGGGUGGCGCGACAAAGCGCGCUCAAGCAGCAGUCCGUCAGGAGGAGCCAGAAGCUGGUGAGGACGUCGUGAGUGCGGCGUUUAAACGUGACCCGCAGAACUACGCCAAGGCUAUGCGAAGUACCAGCGAGACGGCUAGCAGGGGUGGAUUUCUCGACCGUGAAGGUCAUCUUCGCGCUUGCUGCCACGUGGGGGUGCCUGCCAAGCAUGGAGACAUCCCUAACGCGUACGUCAAGGCGGCCAAAGAGGCGCACUUGCGGAUCUACCUUCAUCUGCCGCUCGGCAUGAGUGUAACCAGUGCGACUCUACGAAAACACGGCGCGGCAAAAGCUCGAAAGAGCUCGCUCUUGAGAUCCGGAAGAGCCUGUACGGGCUCAAGCAAGCCGGGCGGCUAUGGAGCCAGCUUCUCCGCACCGAGAUAUCGGCCGCAGUUUUUUGGCGCUGCGAAAGCGACAUUUGCCUCUAUUGAAAGCGAGACGGUACGGAUCUCGUCGUCGUCGUUGGAGUGUACGACGAUGACCUCCCUCGCAGCCGGGACGAGUGCCGCUGCGAUCUAUUGCUUCUUUGGCAGCCUCGCAUCGCUUUCGAUUAAGGACUUGGGCCGUGCCAGCAAGUUUAUCGGGAUGCGCGUGCAGCUAAGCGACGACGGAGGGUAUCGCCUGGACUGGGAUGAGGCGAUUGGCGGCCUCCCUGUGGAGCAACGGGCUUACAGGACGCGAUAUGCGACGCUAACGCCGACCGUAGACGAUAUCAACGCUGAGCAGCCAAGCGACGCGGAGCUCGUUGGAUCAGCGAAUGCGCCUCCGGAACCGACAGUGCGUGCAUUUCAAUCUCUGGUCGCGACGCGGCAGACGCACGCUUCGCACGUGCUUGACUGGAGUUUGGCGAAGCGCAUUGCGCGCUAUCUGAAGGGGACUGCAACGCUGAAGCUCACGAUGAAGCCUUCUCGAGAUGACAUGCAGCGCUGCGACAUGACGCGUUCAGUGACGCGACUUUGCGGGCGAUAG